This is a messenger RNA of Ostertagia ostertagi, 600 nucleotides long. The record is from the annotation of a GenBank genome assembly. NCBI's taxonomy places the organism in Eukaryota, Metazoa, Nematoda, Chromadorea, Rhabditida, Trichostrongylidae.
CCGCCAGCAGUUGGUGAAAUCUUCGCUCCGGCUAAAUAUUGUGGUGCAGAGAAGCGCAAAGGAAUACAGUAUCCCAAGACGAGAGCCUGUACGGAAGCCCGUGUAGCUUGUCCCGAUCCGGAAAUUAUCACAGGUCUGCUUUUCAGAUCAACCCUGUCACGGCAGUUAUACGGUGGUGAUAUCACUGGCAGCGUUUCGUUGAGCACGGACGUUCUGGCGCUGGCACGGAGCCAAUUCGGCGCUCUUGACGACCGAAAUCAACGCCAAUGGAGGGCAACGAACUUCACAGAGUCAUUCGGCUCUUCCGGGGACCACCUCUUAUCGCCGAAAGCAGUGCCUGUGUGGGAGGAGUUGCCGGCAGCUGUCCGGAUAGACCAUGCGUCCACACUCAUGGGCGCUUUGGAACAAAGUGCACUACUUCUUGCUGAUUAUACUGUCGACCAACACAAGAAGUUACAGUAUGACUACUGGGGUGAGCAAACUGCUUCUAGAAUUAAAGGGUUAGGCUCGGGCUUAGCAAUGGAAAUUGACGUUCAUCGUCCAGAAGAAUACGUGAACCCAGAAGAACGCUGCAAUCGUUCCCUUCAGUGGGUCCGAUGA